Messenger RNA from Triticum turgidum subsp. durum (durum wheat), 4908 nucleotides. NCBI's taxonomy places the organism in Eukaryota, Viridiplantae, Streptophyta, Magnoliopsida, Poales, Poaceae. The record is from the annotation of a GenBank genome assembly.
AUGGCGACGACAGGAGGGUCCCGAUCUGGGGUUUCGUGGGCGGCGUUCGCUCUGCUAGCGGUGGUGCUCGUGGGAUGCCUCGGUGGUGGCGUCUCGGUUGCCGAGAUCAGGCGACAGAAGAACGUGCAGGUGGCGCUCCGGGCCAAGUGGGCCGGCACGCCGCUGCUGCUCGAAGCCAGUGAACUGCUUUCAAAAGAACGGAAGGAUUAUUUUUGGGAUUUUAUUGGCCAUUGGAAGGAACUGGACAAAGGAUCUGAAUGUCUGACAGCUAAAUGUUGUGCCCAGAAGAUUGUUGAGGAUGUUCGCUCAUUUCUCAGCGAGCCACUGGCUUCAAUUUUUGAGUUUUCUCUUACACUUAGAUCAGCAUCGCCAAGAUUAGUGCUUUAUAGGCAGCUUGCAGAGGAAUCUUUAUCUUCAGUUCCUGUCAAAGAUGAUGCACUAGAGCAAAUUUCUGGCAGCGGUGCUGUGGAAGGAACUUGCUGCUGGGUAGAUACAGGAAACACUCUGUUUUUCAACUCAGAUGAUCUACAUAAAUGGCUCGAGGGAUCAGGCGAAGGAGCUACGGACUCCACUGGACAACCUGAACUAUUUGACUUUGACCAUGUAUAUCCUCGCUCAAAUAUUACUGCUCCAGUUGCUAUAUUUUAUGGCGCUGUUGGGACAAAAUGCUUCAAAGAGUUGCAUGUUCAUCUGGCAGAAGCAUCAAAGCAGUUGAUAGUCCUAAUAACUGGAAGUUCAUCUUCCACAUGUUUUCUUUGCCAUCAUAUCACACUUUAUGUCUUCUUUUGCUUCUCUAAUUUUGCUGGAAAAGUCAGAUAUGCACUGCGCCCUGUUCUGCCAUCUGGAUGUCAGGCUACAUCUAGCUUUUGUGGUUCCAUUGGUGCUGCAGAUGCAGUCACUUUGAGUGGUUAUGGGGUGGAACUCGCCCUAAAAAACAUGGAAUACAAAGCCAUGGAUGACACUGCUAUAAAGAAGGGUGUUGCACUGGAAGAUCCUAAAACUGAGGACCUCAGUCAAGAAGUCAGAGGGUUCAUAUUUUCCAAGAUUUUGGAACGCAAGCCAGAGCUAAAUGCUGAGAUAAUGUCCUUCAGGGAUUAUCUAUUGUCAUCAACAGUAUCAGACACACUUGAAGUUUGGGAACUCAAAGAUUUGGGUCAUCAAACAGCACAGAGGAUUCUUCAUGCAUCAGAUCCUUUACAGUCAAUGCAGGAAAUCAAUCAAAAUUUCCCAAGUGUAGUUUCUUCACUAUCACGAAUGAAGGUUGACGAUUCAAUCAAAGAUGAAAUCAUAGCAAACCAGCGAAUGGUGCCACCUGGCAAGUCAUUAAUGGCUUUGAACGGUGCUUUGAUUAAUAUCGAGGAUCUUGAUCUCUACCUGUUAAUGGACAUGGUCCGUGAGGAAUUGUCUUUAGCUGAUCAGUUCAUCCGAUUAAAGUUGCCUCAAAGUGCUGCCCGCAAGAUCCUGUCAGCAGCGCCACCAGCAGAAUCUAAUUCAUUCCGCGUUGACUUCCGGUCUUCACAUGUUCACUACCUUAAUAACUUGGAGGAAGAUGCCUUGUAUAAAAGGUGGCGAAGCAACCUCAAUGAGCUAUUGAUGCCAGUGUACCCUGGUCAGAUGCGUUACAUCCGUAAAAAUUUGUUCCAUGCUGUGUAUGUGUUCGAUCCAGCUUCAGCCUGUGGUGCAGAGGCUAGUCUCUUUCUUACCUUUUCUCUUAAAAAUGAUGGAUCCAAGAGCGAUGAAGACACUUCCACUUUGAUAAUGAGGCUUUUCUUGUACAUCAAGGAGACAUACUCGACACAAUUGGCAUUCCAAUUCCUAAGCGAUAUACAUAGAUUGAGGAAUGGUGGUGAUGACUAUAGUGAAGAGCCCGUAGAAGUUCAUCAUGUGGAGGAAGCAGUUGUUGACUCAUUAUUGUCAGGUGCAAAAUCUCACCCUCAGGAUGUGCUGCUAAAGUUGCAAAAGGAGAACUUGUACAAGCAAGAUGCUGAAGAAAAUUCUCGUUUUGUUCACAAACUGGGCUUGUAUAAGCUCCAGUGUUGUUUAUUGAUGAAUGGACUCGUUCAUGAUCCUAAUGAGAAUGUUUCUUUAACAGCAGUAAAUUCGCUGGUACUAAGGAAAUUACACAAAAAUGCUGAAGCAAUAGUAGUAGCUAAUGUCGUGCCUUUCUACUACUCUUAUAUUCUAAAGGACGCGACCAUGAAUGCUAUGAACGAUGAGCUUCCUAGGAUACAAGAACAGGUCUAUUAUGGGCAUAUCCAGUCCCAUACAGAUGUUUUGGAGAAAUUUUUGUCGGAAAGUAGUUACAAGCGGUACAACCCAUCGAUUACUGGCAAGAGCACAGAGAAGAAGAGAUUUGUCUCACUGUUUGCAUCGUAUCACCAGGAAGAUUCUGUACUUCAUGAUAUCAGCUACUUACAUUCCCAUGGAAGCGGAGAUGAUGUGAAGCCCGUAACUCAUCUACUUGCUGUUGAUCUUUCUUUGGUGACCGGGACCAAGUUGCUUCACGAAGCCAUACGUUAUCUGAUGGACGGGUCUAAUAGAGCUCGUGUUGGUCUACUACUUUAUGCCCGCAGUGAUAGUAUUUCCACUAUUUUACUUAUGAAGGAUAUCAUUGAUAGAACCAUUUCUUCUUUCAGUGGCAAGGAAAAGGUACUGGACUUCCUAUAUGGGCUCUGCAAAUAUUAUGAAGGUCAACAUAUGGUUGCUUCUUCUGCUGCUGGUGAUACGCUUAGUUCUAUUAAGGACAAGGUGUAUAGCUUAGCUGCUGAGACUGCCUUGCCUGUUGAUGAUUAUAAAGCAUGGCUUACAUGUUUUUCUGCUGAUACAAUUCUCGAAGGGAUUGAUAAGUUGUCAGACUUUUUAUUUGGGCAACUGGGGCUUGAAUUCGGUAGCAAUGCUGUGAUCACCAAUGGACGAAUUUUUGUUGUGGAUGAUGGUGACUCGUUUUUAAACGACGAUUUAGGUCUCCUUGAGUCUAUGGAGUAUGAGUUGCGAACAAAAUACAUACAUGAAAUAAUUGAGGAGGUUGAAUGGGGAGGAGUUGACCCUGAUUACCUGACAAGCAAAUUCUACAGCGAUAUUACCAUGUUGGUCUCAUCAUCAAUGUCUAUACGUGAAAGGCCAUCUGAAAGAGCCCAUUUUGAAAUUUUAAAUGCGGAAUACAGUGCAAUUAAGCUGAAUAGUAUGAAUUCAAGUGUUCACAUUGAUGCUGUCAUUGAUCCUCUAAGUCCUGCUGGGCAAAAACUUUCUCCACUUCUACGCAUUCUCUCUCGACAGAUUCAGCCGAGCAUGAGAAUUGUCCUUAAUCCAAUUAGUUCUCUUGCGGAUCUUCCUUUAAAGAACUACUAUAGAUUUGUUCUUCCGUCGAUGGAUGAUUUUAGCAGUACAGAUUUUUCUGUACAUGGACCUAAAGCUUUCUUCUCAAACAUGCCGCUAUCUAAAACACUUACAAUGAACAUCGAUGUUCCUGAGCCCUGGCUUGUUGAGCCUGUCGUUGCCAUCCAUGAUCUGGAUAACAUUCUGUUGGAGAAUCUCGGUGAUGUUAGGACAUUGCAAGCAGUAUAUGAACUUGAAGCACUUCUUCUUACAGGUCAUUGCAUGGAAAAGGAUCGAGAACCUCCUCGUGGUCUGCAGUUUAUCCUUGGCACCAAACAAAGACCACACCUGGUAGACACACUUGUCAUGUCCAACUUGGGAUAUUGGCAGAUGAAAGUCUCCCCGGGGGUGUGGUACCUACAACUCGCUCCUGGGCGCAGUGCUGAUUUGUAUGAGUUACCUUCGAAACUCAUUGCCAUAGAUAGCCUGAGGGGCAAACUUUUACAUAUUGAAGUGCAAAAGAAAAAGGGCAAGGAGCAUGAGGACUUGCUAAAUGCUGAUGAUGACAACCAUGUCCAGGAAAAGACGGAUAAUAAAGGGUGGAAUACCAACCUUUUGAAAUGGGCUUCUAGUUUCAUUAGUGGGGAUGCCUCGUUAAAAAAGAAAGCUGAGAAAAACACUGUUAGUAUUUCUUCUUCUAAUGUUGCUGCAGCAAAUCCUAGUUACACAUCAUACACCAUUUUACUCUUGGAAGAAUAUCAUACCGAAAGCGAGCGUUUCCUAAAAAUUAUGAUCUUGAGUGUUUUAAAGAAAACACAAAGGCCAGUGAAAUUUUGGUUCAUAAAGAAUUAUCUAUCUCCACAAUUUAAGAAAGAGAAGCAACGAAUUAUAUGGGCAUAUAAAAUCUUGUUUCUGGAUGUUAUAUUUCCACUUUCGCUGAGGAAGGUUAUUUUUGUUGAUGCUGAUCAAAUUGUGAGAACAGACAUGGGAGAACUGUAUGACAUGGAUCUGAAGGGCCGUCCCCUUGCGUAUACACCAUUCUGUGAUAACAACAAGGAGAUGGAUGGCUACCGAUUUUGGAAACAAGUUAGUUACCAACUUAGCACAAACCAUACUACUGCUGUAGACCCGAUUAUUCAUGGCAGUGCCCUUUAUGUUGUUGAUUUGGCGAAAUUUCGACAAACUGCUGCUGGGGACAAUCUACGAGUUGUUUAUGAAACACUCAGCAAGGACCCCAAUAGUCUAUCAAACCUUGAUCAGGAUCUCCCAAAUUAUGCUCAACAUACUGUGCCCAUAUUCUCACUCCCACAAGAAUGGCUAUGGUGUGAAUCCUGGUGUGGAAAUGCCACAAAGGCAAGAGCAAAGACCAUUGAUCUUUGCAACAAUCCAAUGACAAAGGAACCAAAGCUUCAGGGUGCUAAGAGAAUAGUUCCAGAGUGGGUUGAUUUCGACGCUGAAGCUAGGCACUUCACCGCGCGCAUCUUGGGGGAGAAUGUGGAGGAGAUUGCAGAGGCCACUCCCCCAUCCUCUGAGUCUGAUGCACCAAAGCCUGAUCAUGAAGACUCAAGCCAGGACUCGAAAGACGAGCUAUGA